Tachysurus fulvidraco (yellow catfish) is the source of this 1064-nucleotide messenger RNA. RefSeq names its product interleukin 11b (gene il11b). The transcript is spliced from 5 exons. Gene Ontology annotation, molecular function: cytokine activity; growth factor activity. NCBI's taxonomy places the organism in Eukaryota, Metazoa, Chordata, Actinopteri, Siluriformes, Bagridae. The record is from RefSeq and is a predicted model, not a curated record. Gene Ontology annotation, cellular component: cytoplasm. Gene Ontology annotation, biological process: positive regulation of MAPK cascade; positive regulation of cell population proliferation. The coding region runs from base 91 to 663 and encodes 190 amino acids.
GGGGACUCUUACACUACUCUAAACAUUUAGCUGUGUGAUAGAUUGUGCGUGCCCUUCACAGUCCCUGUUUACUGAGUGUUUGGGAUAGCCAUGAAAUUACCAGGGUCAACCUCCUGCUUGUUAUUUUUAUUGCUAUUGGUGGAAAUUCCUGUCCUGACAGUGUCUCGUCCAACUCUUAUGAAACGUCACAAGGAUGGUUUGACAAAGCUGUUUCAGCAGAUCUAUUUGUUGAGAAGUGCAGCACAUGAAGCUGUGCAUCAUCUUGACACCAGUUUACCCUUCGAGCACAACUUUACAUCUCUGCCUGCUUUAAACUUAAGGGCAAAAGACCUAGCAAAACUGAAGGCAAACAGCACCCUUUCACAGCUUCAUUCAGGCCUCCACUCUUUCAAGCUUCACUAUGACUGGCUGCUGUACUGGCACAACCAGUCGGGUUUGGUGUCAGAUAGAAUCCAGAAAAUUUCAUAUGCAAUCCAUUCUAUCACCGUUUUCGCACAAAGUCUGACAGAUUCUCCUGCACAAAAUACAUCUCUCUCUUUGCCUCCUCUUACAUCUGCCUGGGAUUUAAACAGUUCAUCUGCAGUAAUUCAUAAGAGACUACUGAAUUUCUGCAGCUGGUAUCUUAGAGCUCUCCUGGUCCUCAUUUCCCAUGCUAACAGAUGAAAGCAAGAAAAGACGCUCGCAAGAACAUCAACGCAGCUAGAAUUUUAACUGUGAAGAUCUUGGAUCUGGAAGACAGCGGCCAGUUAUUUCUGCAUUUGCUAAUUUAUGUACAAAUUCCCUGUUUCUACAGUUAUAGCAGAUAUGUCUCAAACAGAUUUCACAGUUGACCAAUUUUUUUCACAGCUGGCUUUUAUUUAUGUUUUUAUUUUCCUAAAACAACUGUAAUUUUUAUAUUUAAUAUUUAAGUGUAUUUAUUGAAGAAUGUUUUGUUUACAGAAUGAAGUACUUUCUAAGUUUUAGGAAGCACUUUAUGUAUUUUUAUUUAAAGUGUACUUUUUAUGUAUACUUUAUGAAUACAUUUAUUUCUAAGAUUUUUUUUAAAGCUUAAAAAUAAAAUGUGU